This is a messenger RNA of Peromyscus maniculatus bairdii (prairie deer mouse), 1219 nucleotides long. Lineage: Eukaryota; Metazoa; Chordata; Mammalia; Rodentia; Cricetidae. The record is from RefSeq and is a predicted model, not a curated record.
AUGGCGAAAUUCAUCUCCGGAGCUUCGACGGGCUGCAGCAGGCGGAAGGCGCGGGGAGGGGCGCGGGGCAACCGGGCGGGAGGCUGCGUGCGGGCACGGGAAGGCCACGGAGGACUCGCAGGCACUCGCUGGCCGCCACGACGCGCCCUGAGCAGCUCGGAGCGAGCGACCGACCUCCACGCGCGUCCCGGACACACUGCCGCCGCCGCCGCUGCCGCCGCGCGCUCUCGCGCCGCACUCCCUCGCACGUCACCACGUGCGCGGCCGCCAACGCCUCCCCGGCCGCUUCCGGCUCGGCUGCCUGGGCGAAUCACCGGCGAGCUCCCGGGAAGAUCGCGCUCUGAAGCUCCGCCCCCGGGGGCGAAGCCCCGCUCCGUCUCCCCGCCCUCCUCCUUGGCCGCCCCCUCCGGCCUCCGCCGCUCAACUAGGAACCGGUUUCCCUGCCGCCUCCUUCCCUUGCCCUGCCUGCUCCUCGAGAGAUCCGACGUGGCGAUUCGAGUUCUCAGCGUCACACUGACUUCUAGGCAACCACCCUAGACCGGGACCCCGGCCGCAGUUGGGCGUUAGAUUUUGACCCCGGAGGGUGGAGGGGUGAGGAAUGGAGGAAGAAGGGAUAAGUCUGAAAGGAGGGCCUCGACAACUCCUCCAUUGGCCAGCUUUGGGUGGGGGUUCAGUGAGCCGGUGAAAACAGUUGAGAUAGUAUCAGUCUGCCAUUAAAAAAAAAAAAAAAGUGUUCGCUUCUACUUUUUGUUCCCCGGUAGUCAGUUCCUCGCUAGUCUUGCCUUCUUUGGGCAAAGAAAAAGUAGCUUGGAGAAUUGUUAGUCCCUAUCGCUACCUCCUGGGGCCUUUUUAACCCAGGAGCCGAGCACAAAUAUCCGCCCACCACCUUGUUCCUGGGAGGCAAUCUGUUAGGUCAAAUGUGAUUUAAGCUGGGCUCCGCCACCACCGCUUCAUAGGACUCGGAAAGGCACACUGUGAAAGUUUCCUUGAUCGAAGAUGAGGGGACUUGGUGAGAUUAUAUCCAAACGUGUGUGAAUUAUACACAUAUUAGAGUUAGGGAAAGGCUUCUAGGUGAAUGGCCUGCUCAAGCUGGGUCGUGGAGGGCACUUACUCAGUCUAUACCUAACUUUGUAUUUGGUCGUCCCAAAUCUGCUUAAUUUCUAGACGUUUCUCAGAGCCCUUUGACAAUGCUUUCUUCCAUUCUUUCGUUUAUGCUUAU